This is a messenger RNA of Gekko japonicus, 2134 nucleotides long. It is a transcript of the gene SERINC3, whose product is annotated as serine incorporator 3. Lineage: Eukaryota; Metazoa; Chordata; Lepidosauria; Squamata; Gekkonidae. The transcript has 10 exons. The coding region runs from base 124 to 1545 and encodes 473 amino acids. Gene Ontology annotation, cellular component: membrane. The record is from RefSeq and is a predicted model, not a curated record.
CUCAAGGGUGGGAACGAACAAUAACAACAAUCGCCGCGACGGCGCGAGGCGGCUGCGGCGUGGAGGCGGGAAGCGGGGGCGAGGUGGAAGCGCUCCCGGGAGCGGAGGGGCCGCGCUGCCGCCAUGGGGGCCGUGCUGGGCGUCUGUUCUCUGGCUAGCUGGAUUCCAUGUCUGUGCAGCGGUGCAUCAUGUCUGCUGUGUCGCUGUUGUCCCAACAGCAGGAACUCUACGGUGACCCGUCUUAUAUAUGCCUUCCUGCUUCUCCUAAGUACUCUUGUUGCUUGCAUCAUGCUGGCACCAGGCAUGGAAGAGCAGCUGAAAAAGGUGCCUGGAUUUUGUGAUGAUGGCCUUCACACUCGCCUGCCGCACAUGAAGGGCUUUGUCCACUGCGAAGCUUUGGUUGGAUACAGGGCAGUCUACCGCAUCAGUUUUGCCAUGGCCGUGUUUUUCUUCCUCUUCUCCCUGCUUAUGGUACAAGUGAAAACAAGUAAAGAUCCAAGAGCUGCUGUGCAUAAUGGGUUUUGGUUCUUCAAGAUAGCUGCAGUUGUUGGCAUCAUGGUUGGCGCAUUCUACAUUCCUGAGGGGCCUUUCACAAGAGCAUGGUUUGGUAUUGGCACUGUGGGUGCCUUCUGCUUCAUUCUCAUCCAGCUAAUACUGCUGGUAGAUUUUGCACAUUCCUGGAAUGAAUCCUGGGUUGAAAAAAUGGAGGAGGGAAAUGCCAGGUGCUGGUAUGCUGCUCUGCUGUCGUGUACAACCUUAAACUACAUUCUGUCUCUCGUUGCUGUCGUCCUCUUCUAUGUCUUCUACACAAGGUCUGAUGCCUGCCCUGAAAACAAGUUUUUCAUCAGCUUUAAUAUGAUCCUGUGCAUUGCGGUCUCCAUCAUCUCAAUCCUUCCCAAGGUCCAGGAACACCAGGCUCGUUCGGGCCUCCUCCAGUCCUCCAUCAUUACACUCUACACCAUGUACCUCACUUGGUCUGCCAUGACUAAUGAGCCUGAUCGCAGCUGUAACCCAAGUCUUUUGAACAUCAUCAGCCAAAUAGCCACCCCUACCACAGGCCCAGCAAAUGCCACUGCUGUUCUUCCUUCUCCAACUCCUGCACCACAAAAAUCCUUGCAGUGGUGGGAUGCACAAAGCAUCGUGGGACUUAUUAUCUUUGUGCUGUGUCUCUUGUACUCCAGUAUUCGAUCUUCUAGCAACAGCCAGGUGAACAAGCUGACCCUCUCUGCAAGUGACAGUGUCAUCCUGGAUGACGCUGCAGGCACCGAUGGUGAUGUGGAAGACGGAGAAAUUCGGCGUGUCACCGACAAUGAGAAGGAUGGUGUCCAGUACAGCUAUGCCUUCUUCCACUUCAUGCUGUUUCUUGCCUCCUUGUAUAUCAUGAUGACUCUUACCAAUUGGUAUAGCCCUGAUGCCGACUUCAAAACUAUGACAAGCAAGUGGCCAGCCGUCUGGGUGAAGAUCUCCUCAAGCUGGGUCUGUCUUGCCCUUUAUUCCUGGACCUUACUAGCUCCUCUUGUCCUUACCAAUCGGGACUUCAAUUGAAAGACAGGAUGGAAACGAAGCUCCUCUCUGCUGAAAGCCAAAUGUUCUGUAUUGCUUCUUGGAGUUACAGCUAAAGCUCUCUCUCCAGCAACAUACAGUGGGUAGAAAGCUGCUGCUUUGCCUAAUGCUUGAUGCAAGAUCUAUGUCUAUUUUGCUGUGUUUAAAUUCCAAGCUAGCUAGCUUUACUAUUAAUCUACUACAGCUGUGCUGUGAAAGUUUUGGAAAAAUGCCUGUUGUGUAACCCUACACACAAUGUUGGAAGGUUUUUAAUGGAACAGAAAGUAAUAUAUUUUAAAAUAUUCCUCAUGCUUCAGUGUAUGGAAGUGAAAGCCAUGCUGCAAACUCUGUACAUUCCACUUCAGGAAAACCUGUCGUUAACAGAAUAGCAUGCUAACAUAGUGUAGUCGGUUAACUUGUUAAAAAUAGCAACUAUUUAGUUUAUCAGUGUAAGGAACAAAGGUAUAGAAAUCAAGUGUUUUCCAGUAAAUUUAAACUUGCAUGCUAUCCUAAAAUAAGCUUUAACCGAGUCACAUUAAAAUGAAGAUUUGCUCCAGUGCUGUUUUGUAAUAAGAACAAUUAUUAUAAAAUG